AUGUGUCUUCCUCCAGAGAAAGCUUCAGAGUUGAAGCAGAUGAUACACAGCCAUCUGCUCAAGAUGGAUAUCCAUGGGAAGAUCCGAGAAGUGCUGGCUGAGACGAUCCGGGAUGAUGAAGGCUCAAAGCAUCGGUCUCUGUCUGAGGCAGACUUCCUACAUGCUCUGCAACGCAGGGGCAUCGUAGAUGAUGUGAUGAAAGACCUUCACUUCUCCAAGGUUCCCCUGCACUUUGCACACAUUUCAGACGAAACAGCCACAGGUGUGGGAUCAGAACCUCCUAAGCCUGCCACUUAUUUUGCAGACAAAGAUAUUACUCAGUUAAAGAAAAGCAAUACUGAUCCAUCAAGGCGGAGCUUGCAUCUCCAAGUGCUUGGAGGUAAGGCUUUUCUUGAGCACCUGCAGGAGCCUGAGCCUUUACCUGGUCAGGUAUGCUCUACCUUUACACUUUACCUGCACUUCCGCAACCAGAGGUUUUGCUCCAAACCAGUACCUUGUGCCUGUGAACCUGAUCUGAAGGAGGGCUUCCUCCUAGACAUCUACAAAGACGGUCUCGGUGAUGGUAGUAAGAUGGUAGAUGCUACAACCAUGCUAUCUAUGUGUGACCCAGUCCACUUUGUACUGAUCAAGACGGACACUUCCAGUGAGACAACGCUGGUCUCAUCCUAUUUCCUGGACUGGAGGACAGUCCUCAGCUCGCCUAGUGGCAAGACGUGCUUUGCUGUGGAGCUGAUGGGAGUUGGAAGCGAGUGCAAAGUCCCAGUUGGUAUUUUGACUGUCAGUCUGGAGCUCUACCCUCCUCUGCGUGAACCUUUGAGCUCUGACAUCAUCAGCACACAGAAAUCACUGGAGAGGCAGCGCACGGCAGAGAAGGAGAGGCUUUUCCUAGUUUAUGCCAAACAGUGGUGGAGAGAGUUCCUGGAGAUCCGACCAUCUCACCAGUCCAAGAUGGUCAAGAUCUUUGCCCAGGAUGAGAAUGGCGUCAACAGACCGGUGUGUUCAUACGUGCGUGUCCUUCGCGCUGGCCGCCUCCUGGAGAGCCCUCGACAGGCUGCCCGCUUCGUCAGCCUGCUGGCCCAUGAGAGGGUUCCAGUGGUGGGAGGGGGGGCUAAACAGGAGGCGUGGUGCACUUUAAUGGCUUUUCUGUGUAGAGGCAAGGGAGACUGUGAGGACCAUGCUACUCUUCUGUGCAGCCUCCUGCUGGGCUUUGGUCUGGAUGCCUAUGUGUGUGUGGGCACCAAAGCCAAGGGUGUGCCACAUGCCUGGGUCCUGACCAGGGGCACUGAUGGGAGCAUCACGUUUUGGGAGAGUCUGACGGCACAUAGAUAUCUGCACCAGGCCAUUGAUCCAGAUGCCCCUCCUCUCACCACUCAGCCCAAACCCUCGUCUCCUUACCGCACCGUGGGCUGCGUCUUCAACCAUCAGAGCUUCCUGGCAAACUGCCAGCCCUCGGAUGCUGUGGAGCUCUGUGUUUUUGACUUCCAGAAUUCGUCACGCUGGAAAGCGAUGAGCGAAGAUGCCCUGAAGUCCGUGUGUGCCCCGGGCUCCACCACGUCAUUGCCCCCUGUGGCUCCUCUCUGUGCCCCGUCUCUGGAUCCUGCUGCAGCCAGCAACCAGCUGGAGCUGGAGAUGCGCUACUUGGUUGCAGAACACAGGAAGGAUCUGGAUCUGGCAACAGUGUGGGACGACCACCUCUCCUACCUGCUGUCCUCAGCCCUGUCAGCUUAUGAAACGGAGCGUUGCACUGGAGUCUCCUGCGGCAACGAGGAGUUCCAGGAUGCAGUGAGGAGGGCCGUUCCAGACGGACACACCUUCAAAGGCUUUCCUAUACACUUCCUGCACCGCAACGCCCGAAGAGCUUUUGCCACCUGCCUCAGGUCUGCAUUUUGUGAGGAAGUGGUGUGUUGCCGUGGCGACCACGUGAGGCUUGCUGUGCGUGUUCGGGUGUUUGUAUAUCCUGAGAACGCAUGUGCAGUGUGGCUCAUGUUUGCAUGUAAAUACUGGUCUAUACUCUGA
Nematolebias whitei (Rio pearlfish) is the source of this 2016-nucleotide messenger RNA. It is a transcript of the gene cep76, whose product is annotated as centrosomal protein 76. Bases 1 to 2016 code for a protein of 671 amino acids. The record is from RefSeq and is a predicted model, not a curated record. The transcript has 13 exons. Lineage: Eukaryota; Metazoa; Chordata; Actinopteri; Cyprinodontiformes; Rivulidae.